AAUCUACGACAACAUUAAUACAUAAAGUAGUAGCUAUACUAAUCAAAAACAGAAACAAGAGGAAAAUAGUCGCACGAAUAUAUUGCAACGCAGAUUUACAAGUCAACGACUAUGGUCGGUUAGGGAUUCUUUGCAUAAAACUCAAUUAACCAGCUAUAUAUACAUAUGGAGUCCGAGUAAAUAUACUUGAACCUUUCGCAAAUUAAACGCAUUCACUCCACAGCAACAGGAUGAGCAACAACAAGAUAUCGAACAUGGAGAAGUUGUGCGGUUUGGCUUUCAUUUUGGUCGCGUUGGCUUUCGACUGGAGUGCGUGCAGCCACUUGCCAACUCAUCGCAUCGACUAUCCCGAGGAUGCGUUGACGCUGAACGAACGCUUCUUCAACGACGUGCGGGCACUGAUAAAGCGGCGGCUCAAGGAAAAUGCAGCGUUGCAAGAGUUGCAUAUGGACAAUGAAAACGUCGUUGGAAUUGGCGGCGGCAGAGGUGGCAGCGGCAGUAACAGCAAUGAGUUCUCAGCUAAUUUUGAACGCAGCAGCGCUGGCGGUGGUGGAGAGGGCAGUGUUGGCAGGAAUGUUGUAACGCCACUGCCGAUGGUGCCAACACCCGUGUUAGUGGAGAACUGGCCCACCGAAAGCCACUCCUUCGGACAGGUCACAGCCGUGUCUAUAGAUCCACAAGGCGAUCCGGUCGUCUUCCAUCGCGCCGACAGAUAUUGGGAUGCUAACACUUUUAAUGACAGCAAUAUAUUCUAUUUGAUCGAAUAUGGUCCUAUUAAGGAGAAAACCAUUUAUGUGCUGGAUCCCAAAACCGGUGCCAUAAAGUCCGGUUGGGGUGAAGACAUGUUCUACAUGCCACAUGGUUUGACUAUCGAUGUGCAUGGGAACUACUGGAUUACAGACGUGGCUAUGCAUCAGGCUUUUAAGUUCAAACCAUUUGACAACCAACCGCUGCUCACUAUAGGAAAACGCUUCAAGCCCGGCUCCUCCCUCAAUCAUCUCUGCAAGCCCACUUCCAUUGCUGUGGCAACAACAGGCGAGUUCUUUAUCGCCGACGGUUACUGCAACAGUCGCAUAUUGAAAUUCAACGCUGCUGGACACAUUCUACGCACCAUACCACAACCACCGGAAUUCCUCUCACUACAAGUACCGCAUGGCAUCACUCUACUGGAGCACCUUGAUCUCUUGUGCAUUGCCGAUCGUGAAAAUAUGCGCGUGGUUUGUCCAAAAGCCGGCUUGAAAUCGUCUCAGGGUGAGGGUCAGCCUGCCGCCACCAUACAAGAGCCCGAUUUGGGACGUGUUUUCGGCGUAGCUGCUUACGGUGAUAUUGUUUAUGCCGUAAAUGGACCGACAUCCAUGUUACCAGUGCGCGGUUUCACCAUCGAUCCACGCUCCGAGACGAUCAUCGGUCACUGGGGUGAAUUCAAGAAUCCGCAUUCAAUUGCGGUCUGUGUUAAUGGUUCGGCGCUGUAUGUGACCGAGAUCGGUACAAAUCAUCAGACCAACAAAGUAUGGAAAUAUGUUUUGGUUUAAGUGGUGUUGGUCAAGAUGCUGAUAGGUCGUGUGGAGGUGUGUGAAAAUUUGAAGAAGCAGCAAGCAAAACAAGAAAAUGUUUUUUAAAUCAUCCACAGCAACAAUAAUCCAGUGUACACGCAAUUAUAUAACACGCAAAAUAGCAAACUUGCAAUGAAUUUAAUCGAAAUUAAAUGUAGUAACUAAAUAAAGGGCAAAACGUUUGAUUUGCACCAGGAAAUGUAACCUAAAGUAAAACAUAUUUACCUCGUAAACAAACACACACCAACAAAAAUAUGUAAAUUAUAUUGCUGUAAUACAAAGUAAAAACAAAAAGAGCAACUCAAGUCAUAUCUCGUAGAAGAAAUAGUAAAUAUAACAACAAAUAACACAUUAUUUGAUAGCAAUUUCGCAACCACUUCCAUUAAAUAUAUUUGAAAGUAUUCGAAAGUAGCUUAUUACACACUUAUGUGUGUGUGCGUAUAUGUAAAUCAUAACCAAAAGAGCUUUCACUAUAAUCUAAAAAUGCUAGUAACAAUUUCUUGAUUACACAAAAUAAAUACAAAAUAAACUAAAUACUAAAUUUAUAUAAGCAAGCACAAUACCGUUAGUUGAAAAGAACACUUAACCAAAUCCACCAAAUAGAAUGAAAUGUAUGAAAUAUAAAUAGAAUGUAGUAAUAAUGCAAACACACAAGUAAAUAUGGCAUUGGCGAACAAAAUAAAUUUAGAUACUAAAACUAAAGCAAAACAUUGAUUAGCCGCACUCUAGUACUGCAAUAUAAUCAACAAUAUAUCCUCUAGCAUAAAUGGCAUGUGGUCGUGGCGAAAAAUGCACUAACUACUUCCUAGACACAACAUUAUUCCCACUUCGUUUGUGCUUCGGUGGCUUUGGAUUAUUUUAUUUAUAAUUUAUGCAUAAGUAAUUGCUUAUGCAAAUCAAAAGUAUUGUAAAUUUAUUUGUGAAUCCUAUAAACCCUGUACCUAAAGUUAAAGUAACCUAUAAACAACUUAUAUCAAAAAAAAAAAAAAACUAACAAAUAAAUAAAAUUGUCGUCUACCCCAUAGA
This is a messenger RNA of Bactrocera oleae (olive fruit fly), 2579 nucleotides long. RefSeq names its product Peptidyl-alpha-hydroxyglycine-alpha-amidating lyase 2 (gene Pal2). Gene Ontology annotation, cellular component: membrane; extracellular region. Gene Ontology annotation, molecular function: catalytic activity; protein binding. The record is from RefSeq and is a predicted model, not a curated record. Gene Ontology annotation, biological process: peptide metabolic process. Lineage: Eukaryota; Metazoa; Arthropoda; Insecta; Diptera; Tephritidae.